AGCCCAGGCUGCGAACUCCCUUCUUCUUCAGCUUCAAGAACUGAACAGGGAAGCGGUGCCAGUGUCAAAGCUUACAGCAAAUCCAGCAACUUGGGGUUGAUCGGAGCUUGAAUAAGAGCAGCAGGCAACGGUUGGAGGAGAUGGCGGCGGACAAAACUGGAACUUUGAGCAGAAAGCAACUGAUCCUCACGUCUCUCUGCCGACACUUGAACGUGAACUACGAAUUAGUUCUGCGUAGUGUAUAUCCGGGCAGUAUCGAGGAAACUGACAUAAAAGACCUGUGCUUGACGGUGGCAAACAUGUCAGAUACGUCAGCAAAUGGGUCUGCUUGGUCUGACAAUGAAGAGGUGGCUAAAUGGAUAGCUUUUGCUGGGGGUUUUCCUGCUAAUUCUGAAGCAUGUCUUGGAGCCCUCGAAAAGUUGAACGAGAAUUUGGCCACAAAGUCAGUUCUACUAGGAAAUGGUCUCAAAGUCUCUGCUGCCGACGUGGUGGUGUUCUCGGCAAUUUACUCCUCUGUGGUUGGCCUUUCAACUAUGGAUGCGCUCAAGUUUCCACAUCUUUUGAGAUGGAUGGAUCACAUUCAGAACAAAGCAAACUUCGGGGAUAUGUUUGAAAAGAUACCAGUGGAGAAGCCUUCCUUUGUGCCUCACGUAACAAAAACAAUUGUCAAGGUGGAAGAAGAUAACCCGAAGAAGAAUGUACAAAGUACAAAAACUGCACCAAAAUCAGAACCUGAAACAACUGUGAAGAAGAGUGAAACUGCGAAACCAAAGGCCGACGCUGAACCUAAUGAGGAGAAGAAAAAGGUACCCGAAGCAGAAGCAGCAGCGAAAGAUGAACUUAGCGUGAGCUUGUUGAAUAUACGGGUUGGCCUUAUUCGGAAAGCUUGGAAACAUCCAUCUGCAGACAGUUUGCUGGUUGAGGAGAUUGAUAUUGGAGAAGCUAAGGCGCGUCAAGUUGUCAGUGGUUUGGCAAAGUAUUGUAGUCCUGAUAGCUUGACGAAUCGUCUUGUAGUGCUGGUUACAAACGUGAAACCAGGAAAACUGAGAGAUGUUCUGUCGGAAGGACUGGUGCUCUGUGCUUCUAAUGAAGAUCACUCCGUUGUUGAACCUUUGCUCCCACCUGAAGGGGCCCAAAUCGGCGAACAGAUUUCCUUCUCAGGGAUUGAUGGGAAGCCCGAGGAUGUUCUAAACCCGAAGAAGAAGCAGUUGGAGAAGAUAACACCGAAUCUUUACACAGAUGAGAAGGGAGUGGCCACAUUCAAAGGAAUACCAUUCAUGACAUCUGCAGGGCCUUGCACUUCCUCCAUCCCGAAGGCAUCAAUCAAGUGAAUGCGAGUAGAAGAAAGUCAUCCUUGGUCGUCCACAUUUAUUAUUCCAGAUCUUUGUUUCGGUUUUCACCUCGAGUGCACUAGAAUGAUUCUGGCAUCAUUGUAAAGAUCCGUCAUCCUUGAGUUCGAUCAUAUCUUAUUCAUGGUCGACACUGGUAUAAAUCGAGCCAAAUUCAUAAAGGGAGUGAUACUUGGGACUGUUCUACGUGUUGAAUCAAUUGAAACCGACUGAAGUGGGUGUC
This is a messenger RNA of Punica granatum (pomegranate), 1572 nucleotides long. Lineage: Eukaryota; Viridiplantae; Streptophyta; Magnoliopsida; Myrtales; Lythraceae. The record is from RefSeq and is a predicted model, not a curated record.